UACUUGGUUGGCAUUAUAUACGAAAUAGCACUUCCUCUCUUCUUCUUGUUCUGUCCUAAUGUUCUUCUUCUACCGCUAGCUCUACCCUCUUCUCUUCACUCCACACUCUUCUUUCCUCUCAGCUUCCUAUUUCUCUUUCUUGGAGAGGGGAACAGACCCAUGAAGAGGCUAGUAACUGUGCUUUUACUCAUAGUAUUAAGCACUGCUCUGGAAGGCAAUGGAGAAGAUGAUCAUGGGCCUUGUAAACAGAAAGUGUUGGAUCCUAGGCCUCACAGUGUGUCAAUCUUAGAGUUUGGGGCAGUUGGAGAUGGAAAAACAUUGAACACAGUUGCGUUCCAAAAUGCAGUUUUUUAUGCCAAGUCAUUUGCCGACAAAGGUGGUGCUCAACUAUAUGUUCCAUCUGGCAAAUGGCUUACCGGAAGUUUUAACCUUACCAGCCACCUUACACUCUUCCUUGAAAGAGGCGCAACCAUCAUUGCAUCGCAGGAUUAUGCACACUGGCCUGCAGUGGAUCCCCUACCGUCCUAUGGUCGGGGAAUUGAUGUUCCAGGUGGAAGAUAUUGCAGUUUGAUUUAUGGACAGAACUUAAGCGAUGUGGUGAUUACAGGUGACAGUGGAAUUAUUGAUGGGCAGGGUUCUGUUUGGUGGGACCUAAUCAGAAUUCAUUCCUUAAACUACAGCAGACCACAUAUAAUAGAACUUGUUAGUUCUGAUAAUAUCGUAAUCUCAAAUUUGACCUUUUUAAACUCUCCUGCUUGGAGCAUCCAUCCAGUGUAUUGCAGCAACGUUCGAAUCCAAAACAUAACAGCUCAUGCACCAACCGAGUUCCCUUACACGAGUGGUAUAGUUCCAGAUUCUUCCAACCAUGUUUGCAUAGACAACAGCAGUAUUAGCACUGGUCAUGAUGCAAUUGUGCUGAAGAGUGGUUGGGAUCAAUAUGGAGUUGCCUAUGGCAAAUCAACCUCGAAUGUUCAUAUCAGGGGUGUUUAUCUACAAUCAUCAUCUGGUGCUGGCCUAGCAUUUGGAAGCGAGAUGUCUGGAGGCAUAUCUGAUAUAAUUGCAGAGCAUCUCCAUAUUAGAAACUCAACUAUUGGCAUUGAACUGAAGACAACUAGGGGUCGAGGUGGCUAUAUGAGAAACAUCUCCAUUUCUGACACAAAAUUGGAAAACAUUUACUUGGGUAUUGGCAUGACAGGCUUCUCUGGCUCCCAUCCAGAUGACAAGUAUGAUCCUAAUGCAGUUCCGGUUGUUGGAAAUGUUACUUUUGAGAAUGUGAUUGGCGCAAAUGUUGCUAUUGCCGGAAAUUUUUCAGGAAUAGUUGAUUCACCUUUCACUCCUAUCUGCCUUUCAAACGUGACUUUUUCUACCAGUUCUGAGUCAUCUCCUUCAUGGUUUUGUUCUAAUGUAAUGGGAGUCUCUGAGGAGGUGUUUCCUGAGCCAUGUCCUGACCUGCAGAAAACGCAGCCCAACUUUUCGUCUACCUUUUCUUCUCUACAUCCAUCUUCUAGUUAUGUCUCAAGCGCUUGA
Messenger RNA from Sphenostylis stenocarpa, 1527 nucleotides. The record is from the annotation of a GenBank genome assembly. Lineage: Eukaryota; Viridiplantae; Streptophyta; Magnoliopsida; Fabales; Fabaceae.